Oryza brachyantha (malo sina) is the source of this 1042-nucleotide messenger RNA. RefSeq lists its product as uncharacterized. The transcript has a single exon. NCBI's taxonomy places the organism in Eukaryota, Viridiplantae, Streptophyta, Magnoliopsida, Poales, Poaceae. Bases 358 to 759 code for a protein of 133 amino acids. The record is from RefSeq and is a predicted model, not a curated record.
CCGCGCGGGAAUCGCCGUCCCUCUCGCCGACGGCCACUGCUCUCCUCUCUCAGUCGUGAUCUGGACCAACUCAACGCAGUCUCCUUCACUCCGUCCGUUCUCUCUAUCCCUUCACGAUCGAAUCCGCGCCCGCCGGCGGCCACGGAGGUGGUCGACCUGCGCCGGCCAACGGAGGCAGCUCGGCCGGCGUGGCGACGGCCGGCCGGCGAUGCGAUAACAAGGGGCAAAACCGUCAAACCGUAUACAGGCUGAUCGAUCGAUCGAUAUAUUCGCGCGCAAGAAUCGAUCGAAGCCAAGGUACGUGAGUGACUCACCACUCCAUCUGAUCUGUCGCUGUCGUCGCGUGGUAGCCGAUCGAUGCCAAUGCGCGCCACCGCCUCCUCCUCGUCUUCGCCGCGGUGCGCGUCCUUCGCCUGCCGCCGCGGCGACCAUGCUCAUGCCCAUGCCCUGGGCCGAGCCUGUGGGCGCCCGCUGGGCCGCGCCGCCGGGUUCGUCGGCAGCGGGAUCGCUGCCGCCUUCUUCGCUUCCCUGGAAGGGUGCUACUGCGUGGAGAUCCUCACGGACGACGACGACGACGACCACCAGCCCCUCGACGGGGCCAGCCGGAGCCGGAGCCGGGACGUCAGUGAGGCGGCGCCGCUGUUGCCUCGCGCCACCGCGGCGAAGAAGAGCCGGCAGACUACGGCGGCGGCCGGGAAAGGCAAGAUCAGCAGCUGGGGUGGCUUUGGGUGCUGCGAGAAUACUAACACCGCUAAUUAAUUAAGUUCUUAGAACAAUACAUGUUGCCAAUAAAUCUCACACUAGCUCAUUUCUCGCUGAUGCAUGAACUGUACUGGACAAUAAAUUAGAGCAUGAGUUCAAUUUGGAUGAUCAAUCAUCCUACAUAUUUAUGUACCAUCCAGUUAUCUUCAGUAGUCUGAAUUAAAUUUAGUGUUCUUCAGUUGUCUAGUAGUCAUUUGUAGUCUUGUUUUCAAACUUUGGUAUCUUAAUCGCACAAUGAAUUUACAUGGUAACUUUUCUAAUAAAACGAACCAUUCUGUUC